Messenger RNA from Osmerus eperlanus (European smelt), 540 nucleotides. RefSeq names its product BICD family-like cargo adapter 1. The coding region runs from base 82 to 540 and encodes 152 amino acids. NCBI's taxonomy places the organism in Eukaryota, Metazoa, Chordata, Actinopteri, Osmeriformes, Osmeridae. The transcript has 5 exons. The record is from RefSeq and is a predicted model, not a curated record.
UGUCGGCUAGGGCAAAGAAGUCACGAGAAGUCAACAUCUGCUGUCGAUUACGGUCUCUUUACCUGCCGCCCUGUGACAAACAUGAAACAUCUCCUGGAAGAAUUUAAAGGGCUCUACGAGGAAAGAUUGAGACGUAUCGAUUUUGAUACAAAAGGAAGUACACAAGAAGAAAUGCUGCGGAUGAAACUAAAUGUUCUCCAGUCCUAUGUUAAUGACCUUGGAGACCAGAAUCAGGUUCUGAUCCAGACUGUCGAGGAGCUGGAGAAAGAAGCAAAUCAAAAAGUCGCCAGCCUGGAGGUGAAACUGCGCACUUCGGAUGACGUCAUUAAUGGUCUGGCCCAGCAGAGGAAGGACCUGGAGGAAAGGGCAUGUGCUCUCCUCUCAGAGAACGAGGACUUGAGGUCAGACGUGGAUUCUCUGAAAUGCCUGGGCUGGCUGGACAGACACACACACAUCCUGGACGACAGUCGUAAGGUGCACAACACACUGUCCCUGUGUCUGCUCAGGACAGUCUUAAGAGACUCGUUAGGGUUCUUGUAA